Danio aesculapii is the source of this 7234-nucleotide messenger RNA. RefSeq names its product BAR_ACAPs and ArfGap_ACAP domain-containing protein. The record is from RefSeq and is a predicted model, not a curated record. Bases 293 to 2476 code for a protein of 727 amino acids. The transcript has 21 exons. Gene Ontology annotation, molecular function: GTPase activator activity; protein binding. Gene Ontology annotation, cellular component: cytoplasm. Lineage: Eukaryota; Metazoa; Chordata; Actinopteri; Cypriniformes; Danionidae.
UCAGCAGCUGUCAACACACACUCACACACACCUCAAGACAACUGUAUAUAAUUUCUUAGAGUAAUUGAGUGUAUUAUAGCGGAGUGUGUGUCGAGUGUGUGUUAUUGUUAUCAUCGUCAUAUUCAGUGUGUGUUUGUGAGGAGCGGAGGAGGAUAAGAGAUAACGGAUCAUGAUGAUGAAGAUGAUGAUGAUGAUAAUAAUGAGAUGAUGCUAUUCAGGCCUGCAAAUUAUACACACACACACUAAAACACACACAUUAACACACACACACACACACACACACACACUCAGAAUGGACACUUUUCUGGACUACGAGGACUGCAUCAGAGACUCUCCUGCAUUCAGACAGUCUCUGGAUAAAUGUGAGAGUGACAUGUCUGAACUGGAGAGUCGUGUGAAGAAAGUGAUGAAGUUGUGUGGUCAGAUGGUGGACGCGGGUCAGAAUUACACCUCCUGCAAUCAGCUUUUCCUCUCUGCACUGAGCGAGUUCACAGCGUAUCAUAAGAGUGACGGUGUGAUUCUGAACUGCCUGCGCCAGUUUAACCAGGGCCUGCAGGAGAUGAUCCAGUUUCAGACGAUGCUGUUUGAUCAGACACAGAGAGCCAUCAGUCAACAGCUGACAAACCUGCUUUCACAGUUUGUCCCGCAGAUUCGGGAAACGCGGCGUGAGUUUGUGCGGAUCGGAGAUGAUCUUGAUUCUGCGGUGGUGAAGAACGCUCAGGUCAGUCGACACAAACCUGUGGAUGCAGAAAGAGCGACGCACCUGCUGCUCGCCACGCGCAAAUGCUAUCAACACUUCGCUCUGGAUUACUGCCUGCAGCUUAAUAAUUUCAAGGUCCAACAGAAGCUGGAUAUUCUGAAUUCGGUCUUCUCGUAUUUUCACGCUCAGUACACAUUUUUCCACCAGGGGUUUGACUUGCUGAGAGAUCUGGAGCCAACCAUGAAGACGAUGGCCUCACAGGUCGCACACACACACAGUACAUGCACACAGUGUUAUUAUAUAGUUAUAUUGAAUAUGUGUGCUCAUAUGUAUGCUCAGCUCUCUCAGCUGUCGACCGACUGCUCUGCCAAGAGGAAAGAUCUGGAAAACACACAUCUGCUCGUCCAGCAGAGGGACGCGUCUGGAGAAGCUGUAAUUGUGUGUAAUCCGUCUGACGGAGGAACUAUUCAAGGCUACCUGUUCAAGCGCUCACGCAAGAAGAACAAGACAUGGAAGAGAUGCUGGUUUUCCACCGAAAAUAAUCAGUUAAUCUACCUAAAAUCACACAAGGAGCAACCUGUGGUUCUCUUUGAUGAUCUGCGUCUGUGUGCAGUCAAAUCUCUGGAUGUGAUCGACCGGCGUUUCUGUUUCGAGCUUCUGUCGGUGCAGAAGUGUUGUGUGUUACAGGCUGACUCAGAGGAGCUGAAGUCAGCAUGGAUUAAUGCUGUUCAGGGAUGUAUAGACAUGGCAUAUCGAGAUCAAGUAACUGAUCAAAACACUCAGGUCAAGGAAAGCUCCGCCCCUGUGUCCAUUCCAGACCCGCCCUCUCACCCACCCGCUCUGGGCGUGGCCUUGCGUGGCCGUGGUAACCAGCACUGCUGUGACUGUGGGGAAGCAGAGCCACGCUGGGCCAGUGUGAACCUCGGCAUCACCAUGUGCAUCGAGUGUUCAGGCAUCCACAGGAGUCUUGGCGUUCAUCUGUCCAAAGUUCGUUCGCUCACUCUUGAUUCCUGGGAGCCUGAACAGUUAAAGCUGCUGUGUGUUCUGGGUAAUGAAGUUAUUAAUGGUAUUUAUGAGCGUGAGGCAGCAGACGGCCUGCAGAAGCCCAGCGCAGGCAGUCCUCGGCUGGAUAAAGAACAGUGGAUCAGGUCCAAGUAUGUGGAGAAAAGGUUUGUGGCACGUCAUCCUGAUGAUCCUGAUGCUGAUGUGUUGAAGCUGCGUGCCAGACAGAGACUGUAUUCGGCAUCAGUCAGCGGGGAUCUGGUGGCAAUGGCUGAGGCUCUGGCCGAGGGGGCGGAGAUUAACUGGAAUAAUAAUGAGCAGGAGGGACGGACAGCUUUAAUUGGCUCAGCCAUCGGCGGCUCUCUGCUGGCGUGUGAGUUUCUGUUGCAGAACGGUGCUAAUGUGAACCACAGAGAUCAGCAUGGACAGGGAGCUCUGCACGCCGCCGCCACAUACGGACACACAGGGCAGGUGUGUCUGCUCCUCAAGAGAGGAGCCAAUCAGUAUGCAGCUGAUGAAAAAGGAAACGAUCCGCUCAGUAUCGCCAUAGAAACCGCCCAUGCUGACAUCGUCACUUUGUUGAGAAUGGCCAGAAUGAAUGAAGAAAUGAGGGAUUCAGAGGGAUUCUUCGGAUCUGUUGGAGAUGAUGAAACAUUCCAGGAUAUUUUCCGAGAUUUCAGUAACAUGGCGUCACACGACCCGGAGAAACUCACUCGCCGUCCGUUCAUCCGCAGCUCCGAGGAGGAACAGCAGGACGAGGAAGAGAAAAACUAGAGACACUGUAUGUGCUCUGAGGUCAACAGAGGUCAUGAUGGGACAAGGGAACAAAGCGAAAGAGGGAAAGCGAAAGGGGGAAAUCUUAACGUUACCACUGUUUAAAAACUAAAAGCUCAUCUCUGAACGAGAAUGAGGCUCUAACACUGAGCUACUGUGACUGACGCUCAGUAUUAAAGGCUGUAUCAGUGUGUGUUUGUGUGUCAGGGGAUGCGGUCCAGCUCAUUUCAUCCACACACAGGUUUUAUUUAUCAUGUUUCAGGUUUAUUUUUCAUGUGAAGUGAAUGUGGCCUUUUUAACUCAAAUGUGUCCAGACUUCUGUUCUCAUUCACUUUUGUUAAUGUUUAGUCAUAAAAACAGCUUGUUAUUCUGCCUCAUGUUGCAAACUGCUUUAUCAUAUUAUUUUAAUGUAUUGUCAUAACACAUACUGUAGUUUAUAUUUAAUACUAUAGUACUUUUGAACCAUACUAUAGUAAAGUACUUAAAUUAUUAAUUGUUAGAAUUGCUAUUGUGGUGAUUCUAUAGUUGCCACGGUAACACAUCAAAAAUAGUAAUUAAACUGUUGUGGUAAUUCUGUAGUUGCUAUGGUAACAACUAUAGUAGUUAAUCUGUUGUGGCAAUUCUAUAGUUGCUAUGGUAACACGUCAACUAUAGUAGUUAGUCUGUUGUGGUAAGUCUAUAGUUGCUAUGGUAACAACUAUGGUAGUUAAUCUGUUGUGGCAAUUCUAUAGUUGCUAUGGUAACAACUAUAGUAGUUAAUCUGUUGUGGCAAUUCUAUAGUUGCUAUGGUAACACGUCAACUAUAGUAGUUAAUCUGUUGUGGUAAUUCUAUAAUUGCUAUAGUAACACGACAACUAUAGUAAUAGAUCUGUUGUGGUAAUUCUACAGUUGCUAUGGUAACACAACACAUAUAGUAAUAGAUCUGUUGUGGUAAUUCUAUAGUUGCUAUGGUAACACAACAACUAUAGUAAUAGAUCUGUUGUGGUAAUUCUACAGUUGCUAUGGUAACACAACAACUAUAGUAAUAGAUCUGUUGUGGUAAUUCUAUAGUUGCUAUGGUAACACAACAAUUAUAGUAAUUGACCUGUUGUGGUGAUUCUAUAUUCGCUAUGGUAACGCAACAACUAUAGUAAUUAAUCUGUUGUGGUGAUUUUAUAGUUGCUAAGGUAACACAAACUAAAGUAAAUAAUCUGUUGUGGUUAUUCUAUAGUUGCUACGGUAACACAUCAACUAUAGUAGUUAAUUUGUUGCUGUAUUUCUACAGUUGCUAUGGUAAUUAAACAACUAUAGCAGUUACUCUGCUUUGGUAAUUCCAUAGUUGCUAUGAUAACAAAAACUAUAGUAAUUAAUUUGUUGUGAUUCUGUAGUUGCUAUGGUAACACAACAAUUAUAGUAAAUAAUCUGUUGUGGGUAUUCUAUGGUUGCUACGGUAACACGUCAACUAUAGUAGUUGAUUUGUUGCUGUAUUUCUAUAGUUGCUAUGGUAAUCAAACAACUUUAGCAGCUAUGCCACGAUCACACUAGAAUUUAAGCAUACAAAAUUCUGUCGUAUGGCACUGCGAAAAGGGGCGGGAUUAAACAAGAUGAUUAGUCAUUUUUUUAAAAAGCAAGCAAUUGGUUCAUAUUUUAUAUUUCUGUCAUGUUUUGAUAUUCGAUUGAUCUCAUGCAGUCACAUGAUGCCAUUUCGCAGGUCAGAGUUCACCAAGCUUGAACUUUGCAAUGCAGUGAACUGUGAAACUUGUUGCACGAGCUUGCGUUUCCGGUUGCAUUCAUAUGCAUAUGAAUGAAAGUCUAUGGGGCGAAAAGUCCUGUGUGACCGCAGCUUUACUCUGCUGUGGUAAUUCUAUAGUUGCUAUGGUAAUACAACAACCAUAGAAAUUAAUAUGUUGAGGUGAUCUAUGGUUGCUAUGGUAACAACUAUACUAAAUAAUCUGCUGUGGUGAUUCCACAGUUGCUAUGGUAACACAACAACUAUAGUAAUUAAUCUGUUGUGGUAAUUCUGUAGUUGCUAUGGUAACACAACAACUGCAGUAAUACAAACAAAUGAUCCAAUAAUGUACUUUUCUACAAAUAUAGGGUGUAUUUUGCUACAGUACACCGCAAUCACUGUAGUAAAAACUAAAGUAUACUACAUUGUUUAUCAGUUAACGCCACAGUAUGCUGGAGCAUUCAUUAACAGAGUUGUAAAUACUAUAAUAUAUACAGUAUAAUACACUUUACUAUAGUAUGGUUCAAAACACUAUUACAAUAAUUUACUAUAGUAUUUGUUUUUAUCUGUUCAAACUCUGAAAUGUAGUGCUGGUAAAUGCUUGAUUCUGAUUGGCUGAUGAGCAUUAUAAGGUGUGCUGUUAUUGUCAGAUAAACACAGCUAAAGUAGUUCCGGCAGGUUAUGAGCAACAUAUCACUACGCUGAGAUUUAGGUUAUUUCAGAGCUACAAAAACAUCAAUUAUUCUCAUUUACCUGUGGUCAGAUGAAUGAGAAGUCUUGACACAUUUGCAUAAAGUAAGGUGGAUAUGGACUAAACUGACUGUCCUUGAUUUUAAACUGUGCUCUGUUGCUUUUACUAAAGGCUUGUUUGACACUUUGUUUUAUAUUAUGAUGCAGGGAAAUGUAGUGGAUGAAUAACACUGAACGCUGAAGGCGAUUCACACUCAUGGUGAAUAUUUAGGAUGUGUAAGUCAACAUGAAAACAAAACUAAACUUCUUUGCUUUCUUAAAGGCACAGUUCACACAAUAAAUGAUCAUUGUGUCAUCAUUUACUCUUGUUCCAAUCCUAUUUGAAUUCCUUUCUUCUGUUGAACACAAUGGAAGAAUUUUGCAAUAGCCAAUGAUUUCUAUAGUGUUUGUUUUUCCUACUAUGGAUGUUUCCAGUGUUGACUAUCUUCAAAAUAGCUUCUUCACCGGAAACUGGAUAUUAAAUUUUAUUUUUGGUUGAACUAUCCCUAUUAUAUAACUAUAAUGUGUGUUUCUGGCUUAAGUGUUAAACAGCUAGUCUGUGUUAUGUCAGUGGUGUAAUCCAUCCAUCAAAUCUCAAUUCUCAUUAUGGAUUUUAGUCAUGGAUCGCACCAUUUUUCGGAUCAGCCAAAAAGGGGAGGAGAUAAAUGUCAUUUGAUUUCCAUUUAUUACAAAACAGCACUGCAAGACUUUUAAAGAGUUUUAACAAACAGAAGUUAGCUGUAAUUUUAUUAACAAUAAAAUUGAAGACAUAAUCAGCUGAAUAAAAGUAUAUUGCUGAUUACGCUGAAUGUAGAAAUCUAACAUAAUCAUUUGUACAGCCCAUAUUUAUUUUUAGUCUCGUCUUCAAUAAAUGAUUCAGUUAUUCACUCAUUAAACUUCACGUUUCAUUGCUAGAUGAUCAGUUUUGAAGAAUUAUUCAGUGGCAUAUUUUUGAUGGCAGGUUGUCGCCACCUACUGGUUAAAUAAUGUAAUUGCUGCCUACAACUUUCAUUGUUGAGCGUUAAGUUAAAUGCAUAUGUUGGUGAUUUUAAUCUUGACCAUAAACAUCAGUGGUUUUAUCUAAAGUAUAAACUGUUCUCCCAGUACUGCUGUGUUAUUUGACUGUGACUUCAUAACUAGUUCAAAAGACUAGACUGAAUCUCUUGAUUUUUGCUUUUUCAGACUGAAUGCAGCGAUUCGACGAAUUAAUAAACGUAUGCAAAUUAGCAUCUUUUAUAAAAUAUGGUGCGUGGGUGUUGAGAUCCUGAUCUUUUAAUGAUUAAUCAUGCAGCUUACACUGAAUGCAUUAAUGCAGGCUAAACAAGCAGUGACAGAAAACACCUUUAAUAACCUAAGAAACCCACCACAUCCCCAAUAACCCACCACAACUUCUUCCGUCAUCAUUAUAUUUCACAGGAAAUCCUAAAUGCUUUCAUACAUGUGAUUUGAAUGACACAAAAAGCGAUCUCUCUGCCAUCGUUACAAAUUCAGGAUUAAAUCAACAAGUUUAAAAAAACUUUUAAAAAAAGUAUUACUCCGCGGGUCACGUGUGUUCUGAACCGUGGGUUGUGAUCUGUACGAAUCACAGAUCAACGUGGUCCAUUAUGUUACACCCCUAGUGCAUGUUAUUAUUUAUAAUCUUCCGUCAAAUUAAUAACUUGCUCUAUAAAACACAUUUUGUCUCACACUACUAAUACCUGAUAGUCUUCAACCUACUGCCACUUCUCGAAAAGCUUUAAUGAGGUAAAGAACUACAAUCCCAUGAUGCACUGCAAAUGACACAUUAAAAAGAACUGAAAAAAACGAUAUAGUAUAAAUAUUAAUGAAAUGUUGGUUGUAUAUGUAGACACUGCAAAAUAUGGAUCUAUAUACAAAUGUGGAGAUUUCAUUAUCAUUGGCUAUGCUUUGUUGAAGUGGGCUGAGCUAAAGGGCUCUUUAGGCACUCCUCCGCUUCCCGUUACUCACUGAUUGGUGGAGGUUUCUGCACAGCAUCAUGGGAAAUGUAGUUUUUCUGCACAAUUCCUUCAAAAGUGAAUUACUGUAAAAGGUUAAUUAUAAAGAAUAAAAUUAUUAGUUAUUCAUCAUAAUAUCAUUAAUUUAAUAAUCUUUAAAUCUUUUUGUCUCAUGCUUGAUAGUUUUUCACCUCCUGUCACUUUUCAUUAAACAAACAAUUAAUUGUGGAUCAAAUCAAGGUCCUAAUGCUCCAUUUUACCUAUAAAUGUGUCUGCUUAAGAAAGUACAAUGAGUUUGAAAUGCUGUUUCAUGUUGACUGUAAAUCCACAAUGACUAAAUGAACUAUUAUAAUAAUUAACGUUAUGUCA